AUGCAGCUGCUCCUGUUCCUAUUGGCCUUCUUUCUGACCCCCAGGAUAAGAGCAGUGGAGAUCAUCGGAGGACAUGAAGCUGUACCUCACUCCCGCCCCUACAUGGCCUACCUUAAAUUCAAGGAAGCAAAGGAGAUAUGUAGUGGCUUCCUGAUACAUGAGAAGUUUGUACUGACAGCUGCUCACUGUUUAGGCAGGCCAAGCAACAUUGUGCUGGGAGCCCACAACAUCAAGAAAUGGGAGAAGACACAGCAGGUCAUACAUGUUGAAAGACACAUCCCACAUCCUCACUUCAAUGAUAAAAUACACACCAAUGACAUCAUGUUGCUACAACUAGAGGAAAAGGCCACGCUGACAAAGGAAGUGCAGAUUCUAGAGCUGCCCAUGGAAGAAACCCAGGUGAUGCCAGGCACCCAGUGUCAGGUGGCUGGAUGGGGACUGAUAGCCCGAGAUGGAGACUAUGCAGACACACUGCAAGAAGUGGAGAUGACAGUACAAAAGGAUAAGGAGUGCAAAAUCCUCUAUUCCAAUUACAACAGUGCAACUCAGCUGUGUGCUGGGGACCCAAGGAUUCAAAAAACCUCACUUCGGGGCGACUCUGGAGGUCCCGUCAUAUGUGAUGAUGAGGUUCAGGCCAUUGUUUCCUAUGGAAAAGGUCAUGAAAUAAAUCCACGAAUCUUCACCAAACUCUCACCUUAUCUAGACUGGAUAGCAAAAAUCGUGAAACACCACUGA
Molecule: messenger RNA, 735 nt
Organism: Octodon degus (degu)
Lineage: Eukaryota; Metazoa; Chordata; Mammalia; Rodentia; Octodontidae
Product: granzyme B-like
Exons: 6
Coding region: 1-735 (244 amino acids)
Biological process (GO): proteolysis
Cellular component (GO): cytoplasm; intracellular membrane-bounded organelle
Molecular function (GO): serine-type endopeptidase activity
Source: RefSeq, a predicted model, not a curated record